UAAAUAAUAAUAUAUAGUAUAUAUAUACCGUAUAAUAAUAUAAUAAUCUUUAAAUACAUUAAAGUUGAAUACCAAUUUUAUUGUUCAUCAACAGUAAAAUUUGCAUCUCAAUUUCGCGCCAACCAAAAGUCUAAAUUUCCUUCUUUUUUAACCCAGCAUUUAAAAUGACCACGUUUUACAUUUCAAAAAGAAAAAAAAAAAAAAAAGACCACGUUUUACAUGUUCCUUUAAUUAGUUCUUUAGGUGUUAUAACGAAAUUGCCCCUUUAAAGUGUCAUAUAGCAUGCCAUGAUUUUACCUAUUCAUGUCAUUUCACAAAAAAACUCUCGUAACACUCCUUUGAACCCUCGCUACUCUUUCUUUCCUAUUGUUCUACUCUCAGCGCCUCUCUUUCCAUCUCCAUUACUUCUCCAUUUUCUUUGUUCUUGCAUAUUUUCCUCAAAAUUUUUGCCACUUCUUUCUCUUGCUUUGGUCAAUAGAAGAUUUGCGCUUUUACUGUUAGUGGAGGCAGGAUUUUGGGUUUUAUAUUCGAAUUCUUUUAUUAAGAAAACUAUAUAUGCUUUGAAGCAAAUUGUUUUCAAUAACAGGGUUCAGAGUUUAGCUUGUCUUAAGGUUCGAGUCUUGUGCAAAUGGAUGUGGGUUUCUGUCAUUUACAAGGUAUUCUUAACUACUUUAUUUUUUGCACAAAUAUUAAGUGAUACGAGAUAUGAGAUCUUAUAAUCUUGUAUAUUUUGAUUAAAGUUAUGUAAUAUGACAGUUAAACAUAUUUGAUUUGGCUGAUUGUAUAUUAUGAUUUCUUUUAAUAGAAUAUAUUUGAUUAUUUAUUAA
Messenger RNA from Ricinus communis (castor bean), 827 nucleotides. RefSeq lists its product as uncharacterized. The transcript is spliced from 3 exons. Lineage: Eukaryota; Viridiplantae; Streptophyta; Magnoliopsida; Malpighiales; Euphorbiaceae. The coding region runs from base 288 to 719 and encodes 143 amino acids. The record is from RefSeq and is a predicted model, not a curated record.